Loxodonta africana (African savanna elephant) is the source of this 1059-nucleotide messenger RNA. RefSeq names its product SNF8 subunit of ESCRT-II (gene SNF8). NCBI's taxonomy places the organism in Eukaryota, Metazoa, Chordata, Mammalia, Proboscidea, Elephantidae. Bases 87 to 863 code for a protein of 258 amino acids. The transcript is spliced from 8 exons. Gene Ontology annotation, cellular component: ESCRT II complex. Gene Ontology annotation, biological process: protein transport to vacuole involved in ubiquitin-dependent protein catabolic process via the multivesicular body sorting pathway. The record is from RefSeq and is a predicted model, not a curated record.
UUCCGCGUUGAGGGGCCGCCGGUGGAUCCCGGGACGCGGAGACCUGGGUUCCCGGCAGCCGAACGGCCCGGGGGCCCAGGGCCGGGAUGCAUCGCCGCGGGGUGGGAGCCGGUGCCAUCGCCAAGAAGAAGCUUGCCGAAGCCAAGUAUAAGGAGCGAGGAACUGUCUUGGCUGAGGACCAGCUGGCCCAGAUGUCAAAGCAGUUGGAUAUGUUCAAGACCAACCUGGAGGAAUUUGCCAGCAAACACAAGCAGGAGAUCCGGAAGAAUCCUGAGUUCCGGGUGCAGUUCCAGGACAUGUGUGCCACCAUUGGAGUGGAUCCCCUGGCCUCUGGAAAAGGAUUUUGGUCUGAAAUGCUGGGCGUGGGGGACUUCUAUUACGAGCUGGGCGUCCAGAUUAUUGAAGUGUGCCUGGCCCUGAAGCACCGGAAUGGAGGUUUGAUAACUCUGGAGGAACUACAUCAACAAGUGUUAAAAGGAAGGGGCAAGUUCGCCCAGGAUGUCAGUCAAGACGACCUGAUCAGGGCCAUCAAGAAACUAAAGGCACUUGGCACCGGCUUCAGUAUCAUCCCCGUGGGCGGCACUUACCUCAUUCAGUCGGUUCCAGCUGAGCUCAAUAUGGAUCACACCGUGGUGCUGCAGCUGGCAGAGAAAAACGGCUAUGUGACCGUCAGUGAAAUCAAAGCCAGUCUUAAAUGGGAGACAGAGCGAGCGCGGCAAGUGCUGGAGCACCUGCUGAAGGAAGGGCUGGCCUGGCUGGACUUGCAGGCCCCUGGGGAGGCACACUACUGGCUGCCAGCUCUCUUCACUGAUCUCUACUCCCAGGAGGUUACAGCUGAGGAGGCCAGAGAAGCCCUCCCUUGACUCUGAGAGUGUGGAAGGGGCACAGCAGCAGGCAGGGAAAGAGGGAGGAGCUCUUGGUGAAUAAAACCUGAACAAUUUUGUUUUAAAAAAAAGCAGAAGUAGAGAAAAAAAGUUCCAAGUUUUUUCUUUCUUCCCCUUAUACUCUUCACUCAUUAUUUAAAAAAAAAAAAUUUUUUUUUUUAAAGUGCCUUCACAU